Diabrotica balteata is the source of this 397-nucleotide messenger RNA. NCBI's taxonomy places the organism in Eukaryota, Metazoa, Arthropoda, Insecta, Coleoptera, Chrysomelidae. The record is from the annotation of a GenBank genome assembly.
AAGCAAAAUUCUUAGAGUAAAGAGUACUGUGAAAAUUCCAUUCCAAACUGUAAGAAGUAACUAAAACAAAAUGACUUUGAAACACGCAAGUUUCAUUGCAAGAACUGUAUUUGUAAAAAAUAACGAUGUGGAUGCAGCAUGUAGAGUAUUAAAUAGAAUCUUAGGACGAGAGGAUAUUUUAGAUCAAUAUAGAAGAACUAGAUACUUUGAAAAACCAUUUCAGGCCAAGAGCAGACAAUUGAAACCACACAGUUGGAGUGACGACAUCACGAGUAUCACCAACAAUUGGCAACAAAGAGCACAAAAUCGUAAAGAAUGGAGGAUAAAAUGCGUUAGUCUUUCACGGUCAUCGUCUAAAUUGUUAAACUGUUGUAAAACUGGUGUAAAACCCUGUUAG